AUGAAAAGCUUUCUAUUAUUAGUUUUGUUUGUCGGGAUCGUAAGGUCUGAUGAAAUUGACGAUGGCAUGUCAACAUCAGAAGAAACGCUGAAACGCGGUCUCACAAAGAAAUGUGUGUCUCGGGAGACAUCAUCUUGUAUCGCUAUCGAGCUUGUAGGAUAUGUCGACAGAAUGCUAAGGACCGCCGCCUUCCAGUUGUCUGACGACCUAAUGGUUGUUGAUGAAAGCAAUGGUGCUGCAUCAGAAAUGCCUGUAAGAUCGGAGACAUUAGCCAGAGCCGGCUCAUCUUUAGAAGACCAAGCACAAAGUUUGAUUUUGGAAAAACUAUGGAACUUUGCCACUACGCGAUCUCUUAGGUACAGGUUAUUGGACACAGCAGACGUUGUAAUCGCUGGAAAGAAAGAAAAAGAUGGAAGCUUAGGCGUUGGUGUAUCAAUGAAAGCUCAUAAAGACAUUGAAAGUGGAAGAGCCAGGAACAAAAACAUGGGUCCAUUUUUAGCUGCUGCUGCGAUGAAAUUUGGUCUGUUGGGUGCAUUGACCUUCAAAGGGUUGUACUUGAUGGUCGGAAAGGCCCUGCUCAUAUCAAAAAUUGCCCUCUUACUAGCAACAAUCAUCGGACUGAAGAAGUUAUUCUCUCCUCAGGUGACCGAU
Molecule: messenger RNA, 651 nt
Organism: Brenthis ino (lesser marbled fritillary)
Lineage: Eukaryota; Metazoa; Arthropoda; Insecta; Lepidoptera; Nymphalidae
Source: the annotation of a GenBank genome assembly